Messenger RNA from Pantherophis guttatus, 1976 nucleotides. It is a transcript of the gene SNX1, whose product is annotated as sorting nexin 1. The record is from RefSeq and is a predicted model, not a curated record. Gene Ontology annotation, cellular component: endosome; endosome membrane. Gene Ontology annotation, molecular function: phosphatidylinositol binding. Gene Ontology annotation, biological process: intracellular protein transport; early endosome to Golgi transport. NCBI's taxonomy places the organism in Eukaryota, Metazoa, Chordata, Lepidosauria, Squamata, Colubridae.
CGAGAGGGGAGCCGGAAGUGGCUGCCUCGGCGGCGAGAUGGCGUCCGCAGGCUCCCCGGUGGACCGGCUGCCCCCGCCCUUCCCGGUGGAGGCGGAGGCGGCCGAGGCGACCCACAGCGACCCCCAAGCGGACAGCGACUCGGAAGGGGAAGAUAUUUUCACCGGCAACGCCAGCAAGCCAGAGUUCCCCAGGAAGGAAUCCCCAGUGCCGCUGGAAAACGAUUUAGAAACAAAUGGCAUCCAGGAAGAACAAGAAGAUCCGGAUUUAUUUGCAGAUGCCACUGUUGAACUGUCCCUGGAUAAUACCCAAAACCACCCAAAGAAGGAGACGACAACAGUGUUCAGUCCUGUCCCCUCUCUAGAAAAACCAAGCCAUUCCUCUUCUAACCAGCAGUCCAAAACCUAUGAGGAGCUAGAAGAGGAAGAGCAGGAAGAUCAGUUUGAACUUUCCGUGGAAGUGAGCGAUCCAGAGAAAAUUGGAGAUGGAAUGAAUGCCUACGUCGCUUACAAAGUGUCCACAAAGACCACUCUGCCUAUGUUCAGGAUCCAGCAGUUCUCCGUGAAGAGACGAUUCAGUGAUUUUCUGGGCUUAUACGAGAAGCUUCUGGAGAAACACGCCCAGCACGGAAUCAUUGUCCCUCCUCCUCCUGAGAAGAGUUUAAUAGGAAUGACCAAAGUCAAAGUUGGAAAAGAAGAUUCUUCCUCCACAGAAUUCUUAGAGAAACGAAGAGCUGCCUUAGAAAGAUAUAUUCAAAGAACCGUAAGCCACCCCACUAUGCUGCAGGACCCAGAUGUCCGGGAAUUCUUGGAAAAAGAUGAGUUGCCACGUGCUGUUGGCACCCAAACCUUGAGUGGAGCCGGCCUCCUGAAGAUGUUCAACAGAGCCACCGAUGCAGUCAGCAAAAUGACCAUCAAGAUGAACGAAUCGGACAUUUGGUUUGAAGAGAAACUCCAGGAGGUGGAAUUCGAGGAACAACGUCUGCGGAAGCUACACGCAGUUGUAGAAAUGCUCGUCAAUCACAGAAAAGAGCUGUCGCUGAAUACCUCUCAGUUUGCCAAGAGCCUGGCCAUGCUGGGCAGCUCGGAGGACAACACGGCCUUGUCUCGGGCACUUUCCCAGCUGGCCGAGGUGGAAGAGAAGAUCGAGCAGCUGCACCAGGAACAGGCCAACAGUGACUUCUUUCUCCUGGCGGAACUCCUGAGCGACUACAUCCGUCUCCUGGCCGCCGUGAGGGGUGCCUUUGACCAGAGAAUGAAGGCUUGGCAGCGUUGGCAAGAUGCCCAGGUCACUCUGCAGAAGAAACGGGAAACGGAGGCCAGGCUUCUGUGGGCCAACAAACCUGACAAACUUCAGCAAGCCAAAGAGGAGAUCUCCGAGUGGGAAUCUCGCGUGACACAGUACGAACGGGAGUUUGAACGGCUCUCUGCCGUCCUCCGGAAAGAAGUCUUACGGUUUGAGAAAGAAAAAACAAAAGUUUUCCGGACACAUGUGACCAAAUACCUGGAGACAUUGCUCCAUUCACAGCAGCAGCUGGUGAAAUAUUGGGAAGCUUUUCUCCCGGAAGCGAAGGCCAUCUCCUAAGCAGGCUGGAUCAGCCUUCCUCCUGAACUGGACUGCCUUCAUCACUUAAUACCUCUUGGCCUUGGAUCCUACAGAGCUCUGAUCCCCCUUUGACCAAGGAGCAGUUUCCCCAGCUAGUAACUCUUCUAACUGUAUAUUAUUGUUAUUUUUUCCAUUUAGAUUCAUAUAUAAAUAUAUAUAAACACAAACAAACACACACACACACAUAUAUAUAUAUAUUUUCCUAUUGAAAAGAAACUCGCUUCCUGCUUACAAGCCAGGAGUAGGAGCGCAGGCAGGAAUUGGCGCACGGUUUUCGGACUUCGGCGUUGAAGCCACGGAUGUUUUCACUGACUUCGAUGGUACAACGACAGCAAAUGAAAUAAAACUUAAAAAUCAGGGCAAGGCCGGCUAA